GCGCAUGAUAUAUGCGGCUUUAAGAGGUAUUGGUUUCCUUUUCACCUUCAAAGUCUUGCGCCCGUAUCUCGUGUUUCUUCCGUACGGACGUAAGGCAAUUGCCCCCCAAUUGGAGCACUCUAUCAUUACCUCUUUUGGUCCACAUCAAUGAUGGAUGAGUUCACCGGAAACCUUGGCUAUACGAAUGAGGACUCCAAGCAGCCUCGUUCGCCUCCUAUCCCAGGAUUGACGAGCAGAGAGCCAGCAGGGAGUAGCCAGCAAGCAUGGCAACUACCACAGAGAGCCGCAAGCAGCCAACCCAAUUCAUCAAUAUCCCCGCCUGCAGCACCCUCUCCAGCGCUGUCGCACAUUCCUCCCCGUAUUCGUCGCCGCAACCGCCUUAUUACCAGCUGCCUGGAAUGCCGGCGCCGCAAGCUGAAGUGCGAUAAAUCCAGCCCAUGCGGCAACUGCACGAGGGCUAAGCGCCAAUGCCUGUUCAUGGCGUCGACGCCAGACCCUGCCGCGCAGCAGAAGCUGGCGAAGAUCAAGGAGAAGAUGGGGAGUUUGGAGCGGACGCUGGAAGAGGACGUGACAAGAGCUAGGCAGCGGACGUCGGUAGAGCGGAAUAGGAGCGGUGAUGUCGGUCCUGGGGUGGGGGACGAAGAGGAGGAUGAGUUUGAUGAGGAGGACGUGCCGGAGGACGAACGGGACUUAGAGGCGCAUCCGUACAUUACGAAUGAUGUCGCGUACUACGAAGAUGCGGACGAUGAUCUAAUGGAUUUGGGAAUCCAGCUUGGGAAGAUGAGGAUCACCGAAAGAAUCGGUGGGCUGGCCAGGCCAAAAUUGGCAGAUGAGCUCAAAUACGUUAUUAAGGAGGUCAUGGCAGAACAUGGCGAGCCGGAGACAUCCUCCACUCCGCCAGGAUUCCUCUCGUCGCAAAUGUCUUGCGGGCCAGGCCCUGAUUUUGUUGCUCCAGCAGCCAGUUUCUUCUUCGCACCCGAGCCAUUAAUUACGGCGGUGAUGCAAUAUAUGCCGUCGAAGGAUGCCGCCGAUCAACUGAUGCAGCAGUAUUGGAAAGCUGUCCACCCCGUGGCUCGCAUUGUACAUCGCCCUUCGUUCGAAAGACAGUACAAAACCUUCUGGGAGCAUCUCCAGGGUGGCAUAGAAGGGCCCGCGUCGUUUGCUGCCCUGGUUCUAGCUACCUUAUUCUCCGCGAUCCUUAGCAUGGACAGCGAGACUGUUCUAUCCGAGUACGGGGUCGUGAAAUCGCAGCUGGUGGACAACUUCCGAGAAGGCACAGAAACGAUGCUGUCCAGGGCGCAUUUCUUACGCACUACCAAACUGGAAACCCUACAGGCCUUUGUAAUGUAUCUCAUUCCGAUGUGCAGAAGUGAGAUCUCAAGAGCACAUUCGGCGCUCACGGGAACUGCAAUUCGGAUCGCAGAGGGGAUGGGGUUGCAUCGAGAUGGCUCCCUCUACGGCCUGGUACCUGUUCAAUUACAUGUGCGACGUCUCAUCUGGCACCAAAUCUGUUUCUUGGACAUCCGAACUGCUGAUGCUGUGGGACCGCGCCCUCAAAUACGACGGGAAGAUUAUGACACAAGACUCCCACUGAAUGUGGAUGACGUGGACUUGGAGUCGCGCAAUCCGCCGACGCAAGAUGAAGAUCGCUGGACGGAUAUGACGCUGACUCUCAUGCGCAUGGAGUGCAAUCAGAUGCAUCGCCGGAUUUGGGUCGAGCAGACUAAAUUGGAACAGAAGCGAACGAACCUCACGACGGUGGUUCGAAAGAUCCAAAAUUUCCUCACGAAGUCGGAGAAGAAGUACAUGCAUUUGUUUGACCGGACGAAACCGCUUCAGUACUUCGCGUACCUUGCGUAUAAAAUCCUCACAUUGAGGAUGUAUAUUAACGUCUUACAUCGUUACUCUGGAAAUCAGCUGUUCACGAUGCCAGAUCGGUUACGGCAGUUGUUGAUCAAUUCAGGGCUUGGGCAACUAGAAGCUGCCAUUCAGAUCGAUACCACACCAUUAUUGAAAACCUGGGCAUGGUAUGGCGGAACCUUUCAACAGUACCACGUUGCGCUGCUUCUGUAUUCCGAGCUAUAUACUGCCGAGCCUUAUUAUCAUGAACGCCGCAUUUGGAAAUCUCUCGACUACGUUUUCGAGCUCUCCCCCAGCGUGUCGCCGCUCGAGAAAUCGAAGCAGAUCCUCCUCGAGCUCUCCCGUCGCGCUGAUAUAUUCCAAACUUUGCGAAAGGUCCGCACACCUACGACCAUGCUUCAGCAUGUAGCGCCACGAAAGCCCGGCGCUCCAAAUUUCUCGGAAGAGGCGUCACCGGAAACCUUGCCCCCAAACUCGGCAGCUCAUAAAAGGAAUUUUGAUGCACAUAUAUCAUACCUUCAAUCGGGGGCUGCUAUGAAUCAGCAAGCAAGUCCGAUGAACAUGCAGCAAAUAGCUGGUCCGCAGCAUGCUCCCGUCGGAAGGGGGCCUUUGGAAAAGUUCCCGAGGGGGUUUAAUGCCGGACCUUGGGGAAGCGAUAUGUCGGAGUCCAAUCCACCAGACAUUAUACCGCCUCCUGCAAAUCUGCCGCCCGCCAAUUUCGGUGCGCUUGGAGACAUGUCAUUUGGUGGCAUUGCGAAUGGCGAAGCGGUAUAUGUGCCCGCGAUAAUAAUGCAAGGCAGUUCGAGUCCUGAAGAUGGGCUGUUCGGACCGAGUGCUGCUGCGGAAGAUGGGAUGGCAAUAGCGGAUGAGGAACCGGAACCGCAGCCUAACAGACUACCUGUUGCGCCGGAGAAUGCGGGUCAGGGAGGUUUCGACAUUGAUUGGUCGGCCUUCGACCAGGUGUUCCCUCCGAGUAUGACCUUCGAGUCGAUGGGUGAUUUGAUGGUUCCUGAUUUCCAAUUUGGCUCCCAGACGCACUAUUGAACAGCCUGGGAGUCAAUGCGUGCGCUUUACCUGUGAAGAACCUCGAAUAUGCUGGGUGAUGUCCGGGAUAUGAUCGGAUGAUGGAUGUAGAUUGAUAUCACUGCUUUACCAAUGUGACAAUUCCCUGGCUUUCAAAGCCACAUAAAGUGUGGAAUAACGAAAUCUAUAUGCUAGAAUUUCUUUGUGCAGC
Eremomyces bilateralis CBS 781.70 is the source of this 3094-nucleotide messenger RNA. RefSeq lists its product as uncharacterized. The transcript is spliced from 4 exons. Gene Ontology annotation, biological process: DNA-templated transcription; regulation of DNA-templated transcription. The coding region runs from base 148 to 2904 and encodes 918 amino acids. The record is from RefSeq and is a predicted model, not a curated record. NCBI's taxonomy places the organism in Eukaryota, Fungi, Ascomycota, Dothideomycetes, Eremomycetales, Eremomycetaceae. Gene Ontology annotation, molecular function: DNA binding; zinc ion binding; DNA-binding transcription factor activity, RNA polymerase II-specific.